CGCGCUGUCAUUGGUCCACAAAAUUUCAAAAUGUUUCUGACUGCUCCAUAACGCCAAGUUAAAAGUUGUUAUGGCGUUAUUUUAAUGUGUUCGUGCUUUUAGUUGUUAGGAUUUUUUGUUAAAGAAUUGUGAUAUUUUAUACAAUGGCUUCUGCUGGAACAAUGUCAAAUAAUGUUGAGAACCUCUCCCCACAAAUAAUAAGAGGGGUUGUAAGAGAAAUGCAGGAUCUAGUCAAUAACCCUCCAGAGGGAAUCAAAGUUCAAAUUAACGAGGAAGAUGUAACAGAUAUACAAGCUUUUAUUGAUGGCCCCGCAGGUACCCCAUAUUGUGGAGGCGUGUUCAAAGUAAAACUAACACUCGGUAAAGGUUUUCCACAGGAACCUCCCAAAGCUCAUUUUUUGACAAAGAUUUUCCAUCCGAAUGUAGCUCCAAAUGGGGAAAUUUGUGUCAAUACUCUCAAAAAGGACUGGAAAUCAGACCUCGGAAUUAAACAUAUACUAUUGACUGUGAAGUGUCUUCUAAUUGUACCAAAUGCCGAGUCUGCCCUUAAUGAAGAAGCAGGCAAACUCCUUUUAGAACAUUAUGAUGAUUAUUCUCAAAGGGCAAAGAUGAUGACAGAAAUUCAUGCACAGCAACACAAAAGCAAAGGUAUAGCAGGAGAUGGCCCCCUAGCGAAGAAACAUGCCGGUGACAAAAAACUAACAGCCGAAAAGAAAAAAAUACUUAAAGACAAAAAGAGAACUUUAAAGCGUUUAUGAGGUUAUGUGGAGUUGACUGUAUGAUUUGAAUCGUUUAAGAUUUGUUCAGUUCAUUUAUAUUUUUGAAAUAUUUUAAUUUUUUACAGUUAGUGCUAUUUUAAAACUUCGACGUAUUGAUUUACAUCUUAUAUUUGCGCAUACCUAAGUAGAUUUUGAUGUUAAUACUGAAGAUCUACGAUAUCUUGUAUACCUAUACUUGAUAAACCUAGGUUUCUUGAAGUUUUCUUCAUACGUUUCUAUCCUGCCCUUAUUCGAUCAGUUUACUUUUACACGUAAUAUAAUCAUCUUUUUGUCAGUUUACCUUCAUUUUUAUAAUCUUUUUUGAUUAGCAACUCAUUUUAUAAAUCUUUUUUGAUUAAAAACGUUGUGUGUUGCUUCGUUCAUUAUUUAGUUUCGGCUAUUCGCUUUAAGAUGUACCUCAUAAUUUUUCUUCGUUUUAUUGAUGUCUCUCCUUAAUCCAAAGAUAGCACUUACUCUAAGUUUCUCUGUUCUAUCUUUGUAGUAGAGUUUGGUUCAAACGUGUUCAGUGAUUUACGUGUUCACACACAAAUCGAGUAUAUUUGUAGUGUUUGUUCCUAAUUAAGUCAAAUAAAACCAAUCGUUUAAGGCGUGGUUUCAUACGAGGCUUCGUCAGCGGAAACCGAAGGCACUUAAUUUCGGUUCAAAUUCAGUGUGACUGCUUAUAUGGUGGCAGUCUCUUGAGUUCCGCUGCGGUUAGCAGCAGAAAAUUCCAUUGACUUUUCGGUUUGCGUUGUCGAUCAUGAUCAGUCACAGGUAUAUUUCGACGAAAUCAGAAUUGGUGUUCAAUAUCACAAACAGUGCGUGCGUUUGUCCAAGCUUGAAGAAGAAUGAGUUAAAUUUGUUCACCUAUAGACUUGUUGGAUUGAUGACAGUUGGUUCUGGCCAAUUGGUUCAAACCAAGGUCAUACAUCUAAACACACACAUGACAGUAAUUCAUUGACUUUGUCAAACAAAAACCUGUUCUUUAUAACGCAAAUUAAACAAAUACAAAUAUACAGGGUGUUUCAUUAAUAAUUGUCCAUAUAGUAACUGGAGAAACCUUAGCACAAAAUACAAAGAUUUAACCUAAAGCACUUAAAUAAAAUGUGGUUCCGUACUGAGUUACAGGGUGUUUUAUUUAAAAAUUUAAAAACUAUUUUUGCUCAGCAUUUUAAAACUAUUCGACGUAUCAUUUUCAUACUUGGCAGGAAGUAUAGGUACUGUACAAACUACUAAAUUAUGUUAAACAAACGUUUCUGUCUAUUACCAGAGGCGUACGACGGGGGAAAGUGAAUGGUUGACCCUUUAGAAAUUCUACGGCACUGGCGGAAUUGCUAUUUUAGUUCAGUUUUUGGAUUCUCCAAUACUUUUUAUGAAAAUAAUAUACUCUUCAUUCGUAACGAUAAAAUCAUUAGUUUUCGAGAUCUUUGAAGUUAAAAAUGAAACGACACAGUUAUUUUGAUUAAUGUAUUGUGUCGCGUCAUUUUUAAUUUCAAAUAUCUCGAAAACUAAUCAUUUUAUCGUUACGAAUGAACACUAUAUUAUUUAUAUAAAAAGUAUUGAAAAAUUAAAAAAUUACACUAAAAUACUAUCCCCUGUCGUACGCCUCUGGUAGUAGCUAGAAACGUUUAUUUAUCUUAAUUUAGUAGGGUGUACAGUACCUGCACUUUCUGCCAAGUAUCAAGUCAAGUCAAGUCAAAUUUAUUCAUCACAUGCGACAUUAUACAAAGUACAUGUAUGAGACAAGUCAAAGAUACAGACAUACAUCUUAAAAGUAUAUAAAUUAAUAAAUACGACAAAACAUACUUAAAAGUUAUUUUUAGAAUAUGGCUCUAGCUCACAAAUGUAUUGAUGUACACACCUCCGAAAGUUUGGCUGAUGUAAAUUCAUUCGUAUAUCUAUUGGCAAUUUGUUAAAGAAACUUAUGGCUGCAUAAUGUGUGCUACCUUCCAACAAAAAGAACGAUGUUGUGGAAGCAUAAAGUGAUAAGAAUACGCCAAAAACUUUUAAAGUACUGGGUACAAAUAACUUUUAAAUUUUAAUCAUAUGAAUCAUAUCAUAAAUUAAUUAAAAUAACUGUGCCGUUUCAUAUUUAACUUCAAAUAUCUCGAAAACUAAUGACUUUAUCGUUACCAAUGAGCUAUUAUUUACGUAGAAAGUAUUGGAGAAUCUAAAAAUGACAAGGGUCAACCAGUCACUAUCCCCUGUCGUACGCCUCUGAUAGUAGCUAGAAACGUUUGUUUAUCAUAAUUUAGUAAGGUGUAUAAUAGUCGCACUUUCUGCCAAGUAUGAAAAUGAUACGUCGAAUAGUUUUAAAAUGCUGAGCAAAAAUAGUUUUUAAAUUUUUAGAUAAAUCACCCUGUAACUCAGUAAGGAACCACAUUUUAUUUAAGUGUUUUAGGUUAAAUCUUUGUAUUUUGUGCUAAGGUUUCUCCAGUUAGUAUAUGGACAAUUAUUAAUGAAACACCCUGUAUCUAAAAAAAACACGGGAAUGUCCGGGAACAUUCCGGAUGAAACCGGAAUGUCUUGUCUGUCUGUCUUUCGCGGAUAUACGUGUAUAAGUCACUGUUUACGUUUUAAACUAGUUCACAAGGAGAAAGAGCGUUUGUUUAUUACGAGGGCGGAAUCAUAGAGCUUUGCGCUACUGUUUUUGUUGAGCUAGUCAUCACUGAGAGAGGAGAACAGCAUGUGUGAGAAUCAAAAUAAAAGAGAUUCGCGUCUGCUCACUUCGAAAGAAGACAGCAGAGAGAGUCGUUGUAUUUUCGCGGGGUAACUAGUGGUUAUUACUAAUAGAGUAGAGAACAGUGUCUUCCCUUCGAGAGGCAAAACCAGAGAUAGUUUUUCGUUUGUAUUGUUCAAAAAUUUCUAAAGGACUGGUGUAGAGUCAGUAGUAGUAAUUAUUAAUAAGGGAUGGAUUAAGUAAUAAUUAUUUAGGAUUUGAUACAGUGAAAAAUAUAUUAUUUUUCGCAUGUGAACAAUAUAACACCUACCUUUAGUGUACCACUUUUAUCAGCAUGAAUUAAUAUACACUCCGCCAAAAAAGUAUCGCAUCACCUUAAAAUUGGGACAUUUUUAAUGUCUCAUAUUUCCUAAACCUAUUGUUCGAUUUGAGUGAUAUUUUUAAUAUGUUAUAGCUUUAUUCUUCACGAAUAUCGAUGUAAUAAUAUUGUUGCUAAACAGAUAAGUGUCAUUGUAUACCGGGUGUAACAAUGAUAGUGUGUUUUUUUCUCAAAGUUUGGAACAUCCUGUGGAAUAUUCUAGCGUAUAUAAAAUAUUGAAAUUAAAACUAAACUGUAACCUUAGGCCAUCUAAACAUUUUGCUUUUUGAUUCAUUCGCUUAUGUUGGAUAAUAAAAAAGUUAGGUACUUUAACAACUAGAAAUGCUCUUCAUCAAUACAGGGUGUUUCUAAAUAAGUGCGACAAACUUUAAGGGGUAAUUCUACAUGAAAAAAUAAUGACCGUUUACUUUAUAAACAUGUGUCCGCAAAUGCUUCGUUUCCGAAUUACGUGAUGUUGAAUUUUUUCUUACAAACUGACGAUUUAUUUAUUGCUCUAAAAUCGGUUGAGAUAUGCAAAUGAAAUUUGGUAGGUUUUAAGAGGUAGUUAUUGCGCAUUUUUUGACGUACAAUUAAGAAUUUUAUAUUCACCAUUGGCAUAUUACCCGGUCAUAUUACCCGUAUGCACGCCAAUGGUGAAUAUAAAAUUCUCAAUUGUAUGCCAAGAAAUGCGCAAUAACUACCUCUUAAAACCUACCAAAUUUAAUUUGCAUAUCUCAACCGGUUUUAGAGCAAUAAAUAAAUCGUCAGUUUGUAAGAAAAAAUUCAGCAUCCCGUAUCUCGGAAAUGAAGCUUUUGCGGACAUAUGUGUAUAAAGCAAACUGUCAUUAUUUUUUCAUGCAGAAUUACCCCUUAAAGUUUGUCGCACUUAUUUAGAAAACCCUGUAUUGGAACGUUGCUAGUUGUUAAAGUACCUAACUUUUUUAUUAUCCAACAUAAGCGAAUGAAUCAAAAAGCAAAAUGUUUAGAUGGCCUAAGGUUACAGUUGAGUUUUAAUUUCAAUAUUUUAUAUACGCUAGAAUAUUCCACAGGGUGUUCCAAACUUUGAGGAAAAAACACAUUAUCAUUGUUACACCCGGUAUACAAUGACACUUAUCUGUUUAGCAACAAUAUUAUUACAUCGAUAUUCUUGAAGAAUAAAGCUAUAACAUAUUAAAAAAAUCACUAAAUUUUUAGGAAAAUAUGAGACAUUAAAAAUGUCCCAUUUUUAAGGUGAUGCGAUACUUUUUUGGCGGAGUGUACAUAAUCAGUUAUAUUUUAAUAAAUAAUGCGUUAUUCUUCCAAACCUUCUGACAAUUAUUGAAAUUUUGAAUGUAUAUAUUUAGACUAGUAACCUCAAAAUGAUCUUCCUCAAAACAAUGAUACUAUCCUCCUAAACAAUUAAUGAUGUAGAACAAAAUCUACUUUGGUAUGUGUUCGAUACAAUUUACUGAUUUGUAAUAAAAAUUACUUGAAAAUGGACAAAUAUGUUUCAUAUUGAUUUUCUUGCAUUUUAGCAAUAUAUAAUUUCAUUUUGUAUAUCUACUUGUAAUAUUUUUAUACAGUUAAUUUUAGUGUUUUAGGUAAUUCAAUAUGUUCUUUAUAUUGUUUUUAUAUUACAAUUUUAACUUACAUGCAGGGUUUGUCAAAAUCGUUGAAAUAGUGACAAAGUGUGAAUAUGCCAUAUGAGUAUGACGUCAUGCCAUUUUAGGUUUAUUGUUUUAUAUUUCUAUUUUGCAGCAGUUAAUUGUAAACUCUCAAACAUUUCGGAUUAGGUAUUUCGUUAAUUUUGGAACUUUUACUAUUACUAGAACUUUUAAUCUGAGGUCUUUAUAUAUUUUAAGUUAACGUUCUGUAAAGAACUGAACUUUUUACUAAGACAUACGCAUUCAAAUGCCUCUUAGAAAUCGAAAAAGCAUAUGAAAACAUCCUUUUUUUGGUCGUAACACUUCUGUAACAUUGUAUUCAUGGGCCAUACAUUCUUGAAGAAGAAUUGGCAGAUGACACGGGAUAUUUUCAUGCAUAGACAUAUAAUAUCUAGGGUACAUUCCAUGUCAAAUCAGUCAGGCAAAAAAUUUUGGAUCUCCGAUUUGUCUGAAAAUUGGUAUAUAGCUUCUGCGGGACGUAAAAAUAAGAUAUUUAAGGUCAAAAAAUCUUCUUCUUUUUUUUUCUCAAAAUGUUAUUUUAUGCGAUUUUACAGUGAUUUGGUGUUUAUUUAAACAAAUUUGCAUUUUCUGUCGUAAAGUAUCAAUGAAAAAUAUAAAAUUUUAAUAGAAAAGACUCAAAAAUGUCAUUAUAUGGCAUUAUAACAAGUUAUUUUGAAUCAAAGCAAGUUUUUGAUCAAAUUUUAUAGUGUAAAAAACGUUAAAAUACCGUUUUUUACAUUUUCCUCCAUUCCUAAAAUACAUCAUCAUCGAUUUGGCUGAAAAUUUGCCAACAGAUAGCCAAAAGAUAGGACUUUAAGUGGUUAGAAGGAUUUGACUUAUAACACCAAAAAAGUUACAUGCACUAAUAUCAGACUCAAAAGUAUAUAUUAGUCCAGUCGGGAUAGCAUUUGACCUUGAAUGCCGAGCUGCCCAAAAUUUUAUUUUUCUGAUCUUUAGGGGAGUCAAUAGUAGCCUAAAUUUAAAAUCACGAAUGAAUUCCUCCGUUACGUUAGCCGCUAUCUUGAUUUUAAAGGAGAACCUGUUUUGCUCAAUAUCUCCGCCAUUUUUAACUUUUCGACAAAAAUGGUAGGAACUGAAAUUGUUCCAAAUAAAUCGUAUUUACAAUUAUUACAAUUUCUUUUUAACAAUUUUUGUCGUGAGGUCGAUAUUUUCGACUUACAGUAGACGCCUAUAUUUUUGACUAUAAUAUUGCAUGUAACUUUUUUGGUAUUUUAGAAAGAAUAGCAAUUAGCAGAAGCUAUAUACCAAUUUUCUGACAAAUCGGAGGUCCAAAAUUUUUUUGCUCCAAAAUUGAGUGAUUUGAAAUGGAAUGACCACUAGACUGCGCGCUGCAAUCUGAAAUUGUUCCUCCAGUGCGACAAAGAAAAAUGUUUGGCACGUGGUAGAUAGACUCUGCCUAUUGGCCGAUAGAAAGAGAUGCUUACCUUGUUUACAAACAGUUUUCUCUGUCUCACUGAGGGAAUAGUUUCAAAUUGCAGCGCGCAGUCAAGGCAUUAUUUAUAUAUCUAUGUUUUCAUGUUGAUUUCAGAGCGGGUAUAUUUAAAAAGGGCGUGGUUCUUUUGUUAUUGGCACAGAACAUUUUUCCAUGCUCAACCGUCAAAAUCUGUGCCAAAUGCCUGUAAUUAACGGCAAAAAUAAAAGCAGAUCCGUACUCAACAAAAUAAUUUUUUGCUUUUAUUUGGUUUCACAUUUGCUAAAAAAUAAUAUUCUAAAAAGGCUGAUGUGGCAUAAUAUUACUUUUUUUGUAUGAAGGCUUUUUUUACUUAUUGUACUACAUUUUGAUUUUAAAAAUUGUUAAUUCAUAGCACAAUUUUUACGAACGUUUCGGCAAUGGCCAUCCUCAGUGCCACAUAUUUUUUAAAAUAAUAAAUCGUGGUAAAAAUAAAUAGUUCUUAAAACAAGUAUGGAUUCAGUUAGCUCCAUUUUCUCUUUUUGAAAAGUAUGUUAUCUAUUACAAAAAAGGAUGUUUAUUAUUAUUUUGUACAAAAAUCCAACUGUAGAUCUGUUAUCGAAAUAUUUGAGAAAAAUACUGUUUUGAAUUAACAAAAAACACGGACAAACCAAGGUCUUUAACCUACGGUUACUGCUAUAUUAUGAUUUUAUAACAUGAUUUCAUUAAAAAGUUUAGUUAAAGGUGCAUUUUUGUUUGGUUUGACAAACCUUUUGUGAAUAAACUAGGGUGAGCGUAUUCAAAUUAUGUUUUUUUAAAUCUUUUAUGCGUGUCAUGGAUGUAUAGUUUAUUAAGAAUAUAUUACUUGAUCACAUACAAUGCGUGUGCCUAUUGGUACCCAUAUAAUACAUAUAAUAGAUGGUGCCCAUAAAUCUGUUGCAUCGACGAUUUUUUUUAAAUGAAAUUUAAAUUUGGACCUUUCGUGUUUUGAAUCCCAACCUUGAUUGAACCUUGAAUGGAAAUUAAGAAGAUCAAACUCACCUAUUUGUGACAGUUUUUCCGAGAUUUGUUAACUUCAGAUGGAGUAAGAUAUUCCCCAUAAGGCAUUUCGCUCAUUAUCAGGAUAUUUAUUGUUAAAGACAAGAAAAAAUACACAAUUACCUUGCAGUCUCGUGGGUUAGUCCAGUCGAACCCGCUUAUUGGAAUAGCCUUCGUGACAAGCAAAAUGAUUCCUAUAACCAGAAUAUUCUAAUAACCGAUCAUUUGUGGCUAGUAGAAAGGUUUCGGGAUCUGAAAUUUCUAUUCCUUAAACCGGGAUAUUCCGGUAUUCUAAUAAGCAGGUUCGACUGUACAACGUAAGCAACCGUGGAUUUCAUUCCAACUCACGAGUUAGUUUGACAUGCCUGAAAUAUGUCUUCAUCUAUGUAUGAUGAUUAAAUUACUAACUAAAGUUAGUCUCCUGAAAUAUGUCUUCAUCUGUGAUGAGUAAAUCACUAACAGGUGGCAAACGUUUUGAUUUGUUUUUUGGCAGGUUUGCCAUCUGCCAAAAUGAAUCAAUUUUUUUUAAAUUUAUAAAACACAAAUACUCUUUCUAGAUACAUUUAAAAUUCUAAUAGCAAAUCAGACCAAUUGAGAGAUGCUGAGGCGUACAUGAUAGCUUUAAAUAGCAUAGAUACUCGAGCAAGGUCAUCACUGAUCAACCGGAGUGAUAGGAUAUUGGACUUACACUAGUUCCAGCAAUAUAAUGACGGCUGCAGUUGUAGACAAAACGUCAGGAAGAAACUGAAUUGUAGACUACGUCUAUAAUCCCUAAUUUAAUGCAAAAUUUUAAAAAAUCCACAAGGAAAAAGUUUUUCUGUAGUUGGCUGUAUACCAUGUAAUACAAAAAAAGUAAAAUCCUGUAUAAAAGGUAUAUUUAAAAUCUCUCAAAAGGGCCACAUCAAAAUCACAUAACUAGUUUUCGACUGGUUUACCAGUCAUCAGUGCUUACCUAAAAUGAAUAUCACCUGAUAAAAUAAUGCAAAGAUAUUGACAUUUUGACUACGGUUAAAAAAUUAUCGGUUAUACUCACGUGGAAUGUACAUGCUAACCACCAAGAUAUUAUUUAAGAAAAAUAUGUGGCAUGUGGGUCAAAGCCCAGUAAAAGUAGUCCGUCAAGGAUACAUUGGUUUAAAAUGUUUCAUUAAGCGUGGUUAUUUAAAAUAUUUUGCUAAUCUGCCCCAGGUAACAUCUGAGCUGUGGAUUUGACUUGUUCACAUGUUGAAAGUAUGACUGCAAGUGACAAUGAAAUGGAUAGAGAGCUCCGAACGAUGACAAGACAGAAAUGACAGUUCCACAGGAAGUUGAAAAUUAACCUGUCAUAUUUAAAGACUAUGGUGUACAGCUUGUUAAAAUUAGAAGUGAUGUAACAACACACUCCAUUGUGAAAGUUAUCAUUUAAAAUUCAUUAAACUAGUUGUUAUAGUUAAAAAUGUACAGUAAAACCUCCGUUAACCAAAAUAAUUGGGGGGUAGGCCGUUUCAGAUAACAAAAAUUUCGGUUAAAAAUAACAUUGUUUUUUGUAUUCUUGGUCAAAGGUAUUCUUGGUCAAAGUUGGUGUUAAAAAAUACUAUGAGGUGAUUUCAUAAUGUGUUGCAUAUUUAAUUGCGUUCUUUAGUUGUAUAAAAGCAAUGUUGACGAUGUUGACAAAUUAACAUCAUAUUGUUUCCGUUCUACGAUAAAAAUUUUCUUUUAUUGCCGAAAAACUGUCAGCCGUUUAGGUUAAACGAUGUUUCGGUUAAAAAAGUUUGGGUUAACGGAGGUUUUACUGUAUUCACGUAAACUGUAAGUGGAGUUAUUUAGGCAAACCACAUUACACAAAAGUUUUGUAUUCGAGAACUAAAUUCAGUAAUCAAAUUUGCCUUUUUAAAUCUUAGAUCUCUUGAUAAUAAGAUUUGUUUACUGAAUUUAGUUCUCGAAUACAAAACUUUUGUGUAAUGUAGUUUGCCCAACUAACUCCACUUACAGUUUACGUGAAUACAUUUUUAACUAUAACAACUAGUUUAAUGAAUUUUAAAUGAUAAUUUUCACAAUGGAGUGUGUUGUUACAUCAUUUCUAAUUUUAACAAGCUGUACACCAUAGUCUUUAAAUAUGACAGGUAAAUUUUCAACUUCCUGUGGAACUGUCAUUUCUGUCUUGUCAUCAUUCGGAGGUCUCUAUCCAUUUCAUUGUCACUUGCCGUCAUACUUUCAACACGUGAACAAGUCAAAUCCAUAGCUCAGAUUAGCAAAUAUUUUAAACAUCCACGCUUAAUGUAGCAUUUUAAACCAAUGUUUCCUUGACGGACUACUUUUACUGGGCUUACCGUAGUCAAAAUUUCAAUAUCUUUGCAUUAUUUUAUCAGGUUAUAUUCAUUUUAGGUAAGCACUGAUGAUGACUGGUAAACCAGUCGAAAACUAGUUAUGUGAUUUUGAUGUGGCCUUUUUGAGGGAUUUGAAAUAUACCUUUUAUACAGGAUUUUACUGUUUUUUUUUAAUUUUAAAACAUCUUUCUACACGAAAUGCUUAUUUUAUGCUUUAUAUCUAAAUUGAAACAUAAUUAUAAUUCUUUACAAAAAUAAAUUAAUUAAAUCUUCACAAAUUUUCACACGUUAAAACAGCAAUUUACUCUAAAUAAAUAUCCUUCACCUAAAAAUCACAUAUAAAGAAACGACUGUGCAUUCAUGACUAAAAAGUAAUGGUACCGACAGUUCUGUCUUUAAUAAGAAAUAAACUACCUGAGUUAAUGAUAUUAUUCCACAAUUUUAAUUACCUACCACAAUAACCUCACCUACAAUAAUAUACAAUAGACAAGUAUAGUUGUGUAAUGCACUUUGGUAUAUCUUCGCGAAGACUUUACGGAGUUUUCAGAAUGUGUCAGUUUUUUAUAUAAAAUAUGUAAUGUGAAGAUUAACUUAAGAACCAUAAAAAUGUAUAAACAUGUAUGAUCAAGUACUAUAUUUAAAUAUAGACAAUUUUCUGGAAAUUAAGUGGUCUCUAAAACACGACUUCGACUACUUUUUUUAUCUAAAAUGUAAAUAAUUAUAUAAUUUGUUGUAAAAUAUAGGUAUAUUCAUUAUCAGCGUGUAAGAAUAAUGUCCUUAGGAAAAACCGUUUAUGUAUAGUUUAAAAUUUGGAGGGAAAUGACAAGAGCUAUGCUGUAUUAAUCACUUUUGCGCAUGGCUUAUUCUCAUCACUAAUUUAUCUAUCAUAGUUGUUCUUGAUUUCUAAGACGUAAUAGCUAUUUGUAUAACAAGGGAGGAAAGUGCUACUUUUCCUCCCGAGAAUGAAGUUUACUGCCCGACGCGUAGCGGCGAAUGAAGUUUACUGUCAAAUAUAAGUCAAAUUAAUAAUGUAAACAUUGUUAAAUCAAAAUAACAAUUUACUGUUUUUUACCAUUCUGCAAAAUACAGAGUGUUUUAUAAAUAAACGUUAAAAUGUACAGAAACUUACGUAAUAGAAAAUAGAUAUUGUACAGGGCGUCAAUAAGUUACAUUUCAUGAAUGAAAUACCAUGACGUCACUUUUACUUUUCCUCCCUAGGGAGGAAAAGUACAACUUUGCUCCCUACAAUCAGGUCCGGAAAAGUAUACUUUCGGUAGAGGUAGGAAAAAUACUUUUCCGUACGUCCAUAGUCCAUCCUCAAAUGAACUCGUCGGAGAUCUCGGCGUUUAGCCACAGUUUUUAACUGUGGUCUGGCCAAUGGAUACUCACAUAUUAGCCUCGCCAUAUGUAUUAAUUCGCUCACUAGUCGCUGUUCUAAGCCUUGCUGUUGUAGGUGACAAUUUAAUAUGGCCUUGUACUACUUCUGGACGUGCGCUAGUUGUUGUUGCACCUGUAUCCACCAAAAAGAUCUACAUCUAUUAUUGAUACGAUACUCGAUGUAUAAGUUAUGCAUUCCACCGGAAGACGUAAUGUUAACGGUUACUAUGAGGGCUCUAGUUCUCGAAGUCGACAGUUGCCCCUUGGUGUCGGCCCGCUCUAGUUUUCCGACUGUUGUACGAUCUUAAUUAUACAUAUUGGCAAUAGUCAAUGGAUUUUGUGAAAAUGCUAAAACAGGUCAUUUUUUAUUUCAAAGGAUUUGUUCCGGAACCAUUAGUUCCGUGUAUGUAGGCUCACUCAGAGAGCGAUAUGAUAUAAUAUAAUAGACAUAUAUUAUAGUAUAGCUCUCCGUGCAUGACAGCUUUAAAAUCAGCUGUAGACGCAGUACUACCAUACCGAUGUAACGUGACACAGGGUAGCAAACAAAAUUUCAACCAAUCACGUGCUGAAUUACAUACAAUUUUCGGUAAAAGAACUUGCAUAGUGUCAUACAUAGCACAAAUGUGCGUGCAAGAAACGAUACAAGAAAAUGUAUAUAACUUUCUAAUAUCAGAAACGAUAUAAAAAUGAUACAAGAAAAUGCAUAGUGUCAUAUGGCCUUUAGGUUGUGAAUCAAGCAUGUUAAAAUGCACCCAAUUAGUCAACGACAACUGAAUGUUUUAAACUUUUUGACAGCUGGUCAUAUUUGCUUAUUGUCUGAAUUAAUAAAAUUAGUUUAAUUUAUGUGGAAUUAAAAUAUUAAAAUACAACAAAAUAUAGAGUAAGAAAAUAAUAUGUUAGAUGAAGAUUGGUAAAAUUUUGUUGGAAAUCAAAUUGUGUAAAUCGAAACACUACCUACUACAUUUUGCAUUUUCCAAAUAGGUAUAUAGUUUUUUAUUACAUACAAUACUAAAAGAUUUACAGUUAAGUACCUGUUGCUUUUAAAAACUAUUUAAAAAGUCUGUACAAUUAUAAACUUACUUUUGUCUCUGUUCUCACAACAAUAGAAACUAAAACAACAUUUGUUUACCCACAGCCGCCAUAUUGAAUAAUUUUUGACAGGUCAUUGGAAUGCCCAAUCAGAGCAAACGUAUAACGUAUCCGCUGUCAUUCAUCUGCGCGUAGGGCUAAAAAUUUUUGAUGAAUUCGUGCACAUUUACUCGCGCCUAAAGAACUAUAGCUUCAAAAAUGUGUUGUCUUUUCUAAGUUUUUUAUCUGUUUUUAAGUGUACAGAUUUAUUAAACCGAAGUUGUGAUUAUUAAUUGUGACAUAUAUCGUUUCACUCCUUCUACAGAGAUAUUUUUAAGGCUGAUAUUACAGUUUUCUGAGAAAAGAGAUCACUUGUAUUUUGUUGGUGAGAUAAACACAAAAAUGAAAUUUUUUGAGUUAAUACACUUCUGAACAGGAUGUGCGAUUUGUGGAAGUGUUUCGAAAAGAUAAAAUUUUUGAAAUUCUCACUUUUCUCUGCAUUUCCCAUAUUAAAAAAAAAUGUUUGGAAUAAUAUUAAGUUUCAAAAAACUCAUACAGAAGUAAAAACUUCAAGUUGUAUAUUGGUAUAAAAUCGUUUAUUAAAAAACUUCAUAAAAUGCCAUCUAAAUGGAUUGCAAAACGUUUUCGUUCUAAUUCAGAACAUCUUCAGUGCAUUCUGCUGAGUAAUUGGAACUAGCACACUAUUUAAAGUGGUAACUUCAUAACCUUCAUUUUAUGAAGUUUUUUAAUAAACGAUUUUAUACCAAUAUACAACUUGAAGUUUUGACUUCUGUAUGAGUUUUUUAAACUAUGGUAUACAGCCAACUAUUGGGAUUUUCCCAUUGAUUUCAAUAUUAAGUUUAGUUAUUAACGAUAAUUAAAAUAUUGUUAAAAGUAGUCGAGUUUUAGGGGCCACUGUACAAAGAAUGUAACUGAGACUUGUACAUAAUAAUAAUAUUAUUUAUGAUUAAUUUUCUUUAGGUGUAGCACGAGGCACCACAGUGCAAUCUAUCGUUUUAUUUAUUUCACGGUUUUUAUCAACUUUAGAAUGUGUUUUUGUGUAGUUUGUGAAGUUAUUUAUUAAUAAAUUUAUUACUCUGUCGAA
Molecule: messenger RNA, 13741 nt
Organism: Diabrotica virgifera virgifera (western corn rootworm)
Lineage: Eukaryota; Metazoa; Arthropoda; Insecta; Coleoptera; Chrysomelidae
Product: ubiquitin-conjugating enzyme E2 S
Exons: 5
Coding region: 144-758 (204 amino acids)
Source: RefSeq, a predicted model, not a curated record